This is a messenger RNA of Drosophila hydei, 2649 nucleotides long. It is a transcript of the gene Pgant2, whose product is annotated as polypeptide N-acetylgalactosaminyltransferase 2. The transcript has 7 exons. Lineage: Eukaryota; Metazoa; Arthropoda; Insecta; Diptera; Drosophilidae. Bases 304 to 2184 code for a protein of 626 amino acids. Gene Ontology annotation, cellular component: Golgi apparatus. The record is from RefSeq and is a predicted model, not a curated record.
CGACGCUUAGCGGUCAUUCGUGUGUGCGACGCUGACGCAGACGCUCGUCUCGGUCUCUGUCUCUGUCUCAGUCGCAGUCGCUGUAGUCGUAGUCGCAGUAGGCGAAGUUUUCUAAGCUCGUGACUCGCGUGUUUCGUGGUUUUUGUGCGGCGCGCUAAUCAAGCAUAAUAAACGACUUAACGUGGAAAAGCAAACGAAUUUGCCAAAUAGCAACGACAACAACAGAAGUAAACGUCCGAUAAAUAAUAUAAUUAUAAUAAAAGAUCAGUGGAAGAAACAGAAGAAGAAGAAGAAUCAAUAAACAUGCGUCGCAACAUCAAAUUAAUUGUCUUCGUCAGCAUCAUUUGGAUGUUCGUGAUGGUUUAUUACUUUCAGUCCAGCACGGAGAAGGUGGAGAAUCGUGCUUUGCGCUUACGUGAGGUAGCAACAGCCAUGCAACAGUAUCAGGACGAUAUAUCGGCCGGUGCAUCGACUGCUCGCCAAUGGGCGCCCGCCGCCAACUCCGGCUUACGCGUCGCUGCAGCUGCCGCAGGCGACGACGAUCCUGGUGGCAAUGUCAUCUUAAUCGGCUCCGUCAAGGACUUUGAACGCAACGCGGUGCACGGGCUCAAGUUGAAUGGCAUUGUCGCUCUCGAGGAGACAUCGCAGGGCAGCAGCGGCGGCAAUGCCGGACGUCUGGCCGUCGGGGCAAGCGCGCGCGAGGGCAGCGAAAUCGAAUACUUUGACGAGGCGGGCUACAUACGUGGCGGCGGACUACGCAGCGGCGAGGAUCCCUACAUCAGGAAUCGCUUCAAUCAGGAGGCCAGCGAUGCGCUGCCCAGCAAUCGAGAAAUACCUGACACCAGGAAUCCAAUGUGUCGCAGCAAAAAAUACCGCGAAGAUCUGCCCGAGACGAGCGUGAUUAUCACCUUCCACAAUGAGGCUCGCUCCACGCUGUUGCGCACAAUUGUGAGCGUUUUGAAUCGUAGUCCGGAGCAUUUAAUACGGGAAAUUGUGUUGGUGGAUGAUUACAGUGACCAUCCCGAGGACGGCAUGGAGCUGGCCAAGAUCGAUAAGGUGCGCAUCAUACGCAACGAUAAGCGCGAAGGGCUGGUUAGAUCGCGAGUGCGCGGCGCCGAUGCAGCUGUUAGCAGCGUGCUGACCUUCCUCGACAGCCACGUCGAGUGCAAUGAGCAGUGGCUGGAGCCGCUGCUGGAGCGUGUGCGCGAGGAUCCGACACGCGUGGUCUGCCCCGUCAUCGAUGUGAUUAGCAUGGACAACUUUCAGUAUAUUGGCGCCUCGGCGGAUCUGCGUGGCGGCUUCGAUUGGAAUCUGAUCUUCAAAUGGGAGUACCUCAGUCCCACGGAGCGUGCAGCCAGGCACAAUGACCCAACCACUGCCAUACGCACGCCCAUGAUAGCGGGCGGUCUGUUCGUGAUCGACAAGGCCUACUUCAACAAGCUGGGCAAAUACGAUAUGAAAAUGGAUGUCUGGGGCGGCGAGAAUCUGGAGAUCUCGUUCCGCGUCUGGCAAUGUGGCGGCAGUCUAGAGAUCAUUCCAUGCAGUCGAGUGGGUCACGUAUUCCGCAAGCGCCAUCCAUACACUUUCCCCGGCGGCAGCGGCAACGUCUUCGCCAGAAACACUCGACGCGCUGCCGAAGUCUGGAUGGAUGAUUACAAGCAGCACUACUACAAUGCCGUACCCCUAGCUAAAAAUAUUCCAUUUGGCAACAUCGAUGAUCGUCUGGCCCUCAAGGAGAAGCUGCAGUGCAAACCCUUCAAGUGGUAUCUGGAGCAUGUUUAUCCCGACCUGCAGGCACCCGAGCCACAGGAGGUGGGACAAUUUAGACAGGAUGCUACCGAAUGCUUGGAUACAAUGGGUCACAUAAUAGACGGCACAGUGGGUCUCUUCCCCUGCCACAAUACGGGCGGCAAUCAGGAAUGGGCUUUCUCGAAGCGUGGUGAAAUCAAACACGACGAUCUUUGUCUGACGCUGGUGCAAUUCUCACGCGGCUCGCAGGUGGUUCUCAAGUCAUGUGACGAGACGGAAAACCAACGCUGGAUCAUGAAGGACGGCGGCCUGUUGAAGCACAACAAGAUCAAUGUCUGCCUGGACACGCGGGAUCACCAUGCUCAGGGCAUCAGUGCGCAGCGCUGCAACUCGGCUUUGGCCACGCAGCGUUGGGCCUUUACCAAAUACGCGUGAGAGCUGGAGGAGCGAGGCGAAGAAACGGAAACGACCAACUAAGUAAAACAAACACAAAAACAAAAACAACUUACUGCAACUCCCUGAAAAAAGACGUUCUGCUGGCAAGGAAAAAGUGGGAGUGAGUGGACGUGAUAUAUAAGCUAAAUGGAGGAAGAGAUUGAUGAAGAUGAUGGAGAUGAAUGAUGAUGAUGAUGUUGUAUGUGGUUUCUAUGUUUGAGCUACGGUUAACCACACUCACACACACACACACACCCACACACACACACACACAUAGAUACGACAAGUACAAUGGUUUAACAAGCAUAAGUUUCAACCAUACGAUAUUUAAGUUAAAAGUUGAAUGUGUAUAAGUCUAGCCGCAGGGGCUAACACAAAUUGUUGAAAUACAUUCUUAUAUGUAUGUAUAUGUGUAUAUGUAUAUGUAUGUAUUCUUUCUCCAACACGAUGCAUGCAAGAAGGAAA